AGUCAUGAUAAUGCCUGUCUUUGUCUACUUGCCUGUCUGAUACAAAGAUUUCUCAAGAAGCAACUAAAUGGUUUCGAGUUCUCUGAAACUUUCUGUAUUGUAAAACACACCUCUUUUCUUUUGUAAUUCACUCUUCACUGGUUUCCAUUUACAUUUAGUAAAGCAGAAUCGAAAUUUGAGUUAAAUGAACAAGAGUAUUUCAAUAUAACCCGAUACAGUAACUAUGGAACUGUUCAAACUAUCCUAUUUUGCACUCAACAGAAAAUACGAAAACCGAGUUUUAAAAAUGUCCUAGUAUUAUAUCAACAAGUUUUCUUUGAUUCUGAGGGUCCUCACAUGUAUGUUAUAUAUACUCUUGAAUACAUUAAUAUAUCUGAGCUUCUGUUGUGCCUAGGAAUGGUACCGAAUCAGGCAGCAGCUAUAUUCUCGUUUCUUAUGUAUAUGAUCAGUUCUUGAGCAGUUUUGUGUCUCUAGCUUCUUAAAAUAGAAAGGAACACAGUAAAGUUAAUAGUGGAAUACUGCAAUAUGAGGUCUUGUUAUUUUGAUUAGGCCUAGUUACAUUGGCAAAACAAUUUCUUAUUAUCGCUCAAUGUUUGAACAAAUUUCAUUAAUAUCACAUACUUAAUUACUGUGAAGGCAAGCCAGAUUCCAGAACAACUAUCAUUGCUGCUAAUAUGCUUAGUCUGCUUUCACUGGUACAGCCAUUCCUUGCUUUUAUUAAGGUUAAUCCAGACAUACGCGGAAAAGUGCAUAAAGGAGUAUUCUAGUCUUAAACGUAUUUCAAAAGAGCACGGCCUAAGAUAUAAAAUAAUGGAAGCAGAAAGAAGACCAAGAAGAGAUGCCUCAACUGAAAUUGCUCAAGGACAUGAAAAUUUUGUAUUUUCUAUCAGAGAGAAGAUGGAAAAGGUUUCGCAUUCGGGUUGCAUCUGCAAAAUCCCAGAUAAACUUUUCAGCCAUGAUGAAGAGAAGUACACUACCCCUACCCUAGUUUCUAUUGGUCCUUUACACCAUGGUAAAGAAAACUUGACAUUCAUGGACGGUCAAAAGUGGUACUAUAUCAACACACUUUUAAGUCGAACGCCAAACUUGGAGAAAUAUUUAGACAUAUGUGUUGAGAAGUUGAGAGAAUUAGAAUGGAAAGCACGAAAUUGCUAUGAGGAUCUCAAGCUUGAGACCAAUGAAUUUAUAGAAAUGAUGUUGCUUGAUGGUCUUUUCAUCAUAGAGCUGUUUCUCAAGUUGGCUGUCAAGAGUUUGAGACGCAGAGGCGAUAUUAUUUUCAACGCACACGAGACUUUCAUCCGUUUAAGAAGUGACUUAAUACUACUAGAAAACCAAAUACCCUUUUUCAUUCUUCGUGAACUUUUUACUCUUGUUCCAAUCCCAGAACAAUGUAGUCUAUCCCUAACUCAGCUAGCCUUGCACUUCUUCAGAUCUAUGAUUUCAGGAGAUGUACAAAUUCUUCAAAAGAAGUUUGGUCAGGAUUUCAGCCAUUUACUAGACUUGGUCCACCAGAGUUAUCUCCCAACAUAUCCUAUGGUGCAACACAGUGAAGCGGAAACUAACUUGCACUGUGCAACAAAGCUUAAGGCACUAGGAGUUGAUAUCAAGAAGUCCAAGAAUGAUAUCUUACUGAACAUUAGUUUUUUCGAUGGAGUUCUCCAAGUUCCAUAUCUUAAUAUUAAUGAUCACACUGAAAUCCUACUGAGGAAUUUCAUCGCGAUGGAGCAUUGUAACAAAAAUUGCUCAAAACAUGUUACAUCUUAUGUUUACCUCAUCAGAUACCUAAUGCAAUCUGAAGAAGAUGCCAGAUUACUACAUCGAAGGAGCAUUUUUACUGGUCUGGAGGAAGAAAAAAUUGUUAUAAUGUUCACAAGAAUGCACGUGGAGAUCGAAGUUGAAGAAUUUUACUACAAGGGUCUUUGUGAUCAAAUUGAUAAGUAUGUCAAAGCAGGAAAGCAGGAAAAGAUGUUGAUAGGUUUUGCCAGGUUUUGCAGGAAAGCAAAGGCUUUGAUCACCUAGCUCUGCUACUGCUUCUGCCCCUUUUCUCUUCUCAUCAGUGACUAGUUAUUAUUAUAUAGUUUAUUGCAACCCGGUAAGUUUAAAAUUUUACGUGGAAGUGUGAUUUUGACUGAAUAAAUCUUGAACCUACAUUUUGGAAGAAUUUGUUUCGUGCAAUCCUUAUUUGCCAAAACUCAAUAUAGAAUAAGGUCGUUUAAUAUAAUUAUAAAAUUUUACUUUGAGCCAAGUUUGUGUUAUUAUAGUUUGAAUGAUUCGGUUAAGGUGUAUAUAAACUGUAAACAUUUGGGUUAAUUACGAAGAUUAAAUGAAGUUAAAGAAAGAUUUUGAAAUGUUUAUGAUAUAGAACUGGAUAGGACCUCCUAGAAAUGAGAGUGCUAAGACAGAGUGGGUUCUUGUUGAUGACAAAAAACACACUACAAAGUACAAACACAAUAUAGAUUUAUAUCAUAAAGUUCUGUCAAUUUUAUUGAAAUUCAAGUAUAGAGUAAACACUAGUUGGUGGCAAUGGAAGAACUAAAGAAUGUCAUUAAACCAAUUUGAUCAAGACGAUGAAAAGAUCUGAUCAGCCUUGUGGCCUGCAAAGAUCCCCUCUAUGAUAUAAUGUUUGUCCUUGAGGCCUCGUGUGAUCGACUACUGACAGGGUGUCAAGCAAACAUUCUUGUCUCUAAUCAAGCAUUUUAACAAUGGACAUGUUCGUCUCUAUAAAUUUGUUGUUUGUCUAGAAAUCUUUGUUAUUAUGAUUAUGAUUAUGUUCUGCAGGGUAAAAGUUAUUGCUUCAAACAAGUGCUCAAGGCAAUGACAUUGCCUGUUGGUGGCAUAAGAUUCUUCCUCAUUUUUGAAGCCUCCGACUUUCCAUUAGUAUUGUUGUUAGUGACCAUGUUGGUACGGGUGCUUUCCAGCCCAAAGUUCUCUUAAAGAUUCCAGACCCAAGUAAUGAAACCUACUGUCAGGAAAAGUUUCCAUUAGUAUUGUUGUUAGUGAGCGUAUGUGUCUGUCUUUUUAAUUGAUGCUAUCCAGAGUGUCCCCGAUAUUGAAUUAUGUAUUUGGUUUUCUAUGGUAUUUAUGGAUAUUGACACUUUCUUC
Messenger RNA from Daucus carota subsp. sativus, 3102 nucleotides. RefSeq names its product UPF0481 protein At3g47200. The record is from RefSeq and is a predicted model, not a curated record. The coding region runs from base 811 to 2019 and encodes 402 amino acids. Lineage: Eukaryota; Viridiplantae; Streptophyta; Magnoliopsida; Apiales; Apiaceae. The transcript is spliced from 4 exons.